This is a messenger RNA of Rhopalosiphum padi (bird cherry-oat aphid), 818 nucleotides long. RefSeq names its product FAD-linked sulfhydryl oxidase ALR-like. Lineage: Eukaryota; Metazoa; Arthropoda; Insecta; Hemiptera; Aphididae. Gene Ontology annotation, cellular component: mitochondrion. Gene Ontology annotation, molecular function: flavin-dependent sulfhydryl oxidase activity; flavin adenine dinucleotide binding. The transcript is spliced from 4 exons. Bases 134 to 748 code for a protein of 204 amino acids. The record is from RefSeq and is a predicted model, not a curated record.
AGAAUACUUCGUUAAAUGUAAGUUCGUUCUGUUGAGCCUUUCAUAUUUUACGUAACUAAUUUUUGAAUUGCUAAUAGGUAGUUGAAAUUUGUUGUGUUGAUACUUCAAUGAAUAAUUAAUAAAUAUCAUAAUAAUGUCAAUUUUCUACAAUAUAUUUUAUAACUCAUAUUUAGUUUUUGUUAAUUCACAUCAACGCAGUCUUUUUACAUUAAAUAAUGUAAAGGAAAAACCGCUUGACAAUAUUUAUACACAGCAUUCUCAAGCAAAUGAACCUUGUCGUUCAUGUACUGAUUUCCGGACGUUUAGUCGUAUGAGACGUCAAGAAUUUAGUCAAAAUCAGGUUCAAUCUGAGAAUAGCUUAUCUAAAGACAAUAUAAAUGAAACCAAAAUACUAGAACACCAGAGAGAAGACUGUCCUCUAGACAAAGAUGAAUUAGGUCGUUGUACAUGGAAAUUACUACAUACCAUAGCUGCCACAUAUGCAGAUAAACCGUCACAAGAAGACCAGUCUAAUAUGGAACAAUUUAUUAGAUUAAUACCAAAAGUGUAUCCUUGUGAAAUUUGUGCUAACGAUUUUGCUGAAAUAUUAAAAUAUCAUCCACCAAACAUUAGCUCUCAACAAUCAUUUGCAAAAUGGAUGUGUGAAGCACACAAUAUGGUAAAUCGGAAAUUAGAUAAGCCACUGUUUGACUGUUCCAAAGUAAAUGAACGGUGGCGUGAUGGUUGGGCUGACGGACAUUGUGAUUAAUAUUUUAAUAAACCAGAUUAGAUGAAUAAUAUAAUAUUAUAAUUUUAUAUAAUAUAUUUUUAAAUCAAUA